AAAAUAAAUUUCCAUUUUUAACAAAAUAUUUCGUAAACUUUCUGUUAAUUAAAUUUUAAAACGUUGAGAAAUUAAAAAAAAAUUAUUUUAAAUAAAAAGCAGUGCAACACAUUGCAAUCAAUUAAUAUCCAAAAAGCCAAAUAAAAACAAAGAAAAAAAAACAAAUGAUUCCAUAAUGGUUUUAUUGUGGUUAUUAAAAUCAAUUAUAAGCAAAAAAUCGAUUAUUGUGUAAAAAGUUAAAAAAAACAGAAAGCCAUAAAAUAAUUUUCCUCUUUUUUUUAAUAAAUAACGAAAAAUAAAUUAUUUAACGGCACAACAUGAAGAUAUAAAAGAUUUUACUUUCCACGUAUUAUAAAUUUUUGUAUAUUGUGGAGCACCCCCACCUGCAGCAAAGAAUAAAAAAAAGCUGUCAUAAAUUUGCAUAUAAAUUGUUUAACGUCUGCUGUUUAACCAAGCCAAUUUAACAAAGAGAAAUCAAAAGAUCAAACAUUCAACUUUGGAAUUUUAAGCAAAAAUAAUGUAUUUUUUUAAAAAGAAAAAAAUUAUUCAGUUUUGAAAAGCGCAUUAAGAAAAUAUAAUAAUAUAGAACGCUCUUGUAAAUCCAUAAAUAAACAACAAUAAACAAGAAACAAUUUAUUACUACAAGCUAUGACCGACAGCAUGAGUGUCCUUAAUAUAAAACAGGAAAUACAAGAUACAACCUCAAAUCUUAAUAAUAUUAAUUGUUUUAGUCCCUCUACUACCACAACAGCCAAUAAUAGCAGCAGCAAUAAUAACAACAGACGUAACAGUGGUUCAAAUAGUGGUGGUGGUACAGCUAACGGCAUGAAAUCCUCUCCCUCUGUUUCCCCAGAACGUCAAAUGUGUAGUUCUACUACCACUCUAAGUCUCAACAGUAAUGGUUCGUAUAAUAAUGGUGAGGAGUCUGCUAAUAAUGGAUCCUCCAACGCCCAAGGUUCAAAUCCUAGUCAAAGUUCUAGUUCAGGCAAUUCUAUACGUGAUGAACUAAGACGUUUGUGUUUGGUGUGUGGUGAUAUUGCUUCCGGUUUUCAUUAUGGUGUAGCCAGUUGUGAGGCUUGCAAGGCUUUCUUUAAACGCACCAUACAGGGUAAUAUUGAAUACACCUGUCCGGCCAAUAAUGAAUGUGAGAUCAAUAAGAGAAGAAGGAAAGCCUGCCAGGCUUGUCGUUUUCAGAAGUGUCUGCUAAUGGGCAUGUUAAAGGAAGGCGUACGCCUUGAUCGUGUUCGUGGCGGUCGGCAAAAAUAUCGACGCAAUCCCGUUUCCAAUUCAUAUCAAACAAUGCAAUUACUUUAUCAAUCGAGCAUCACCUCUCUCAGUGAUGUUAAAAUACUCGAUGCCCUUAGUAAUAAUGAACCUGAUCUGUUAUCUGUUAAGUCUGUGCAACAAAACAAUAAUGGCGGAAGUUCUUCAUCCUCCCUACUCGAGGAUGAAAUUGCCACAACCAAUUCAUCACCUACCAAUGUCAAACACGAACAUCAACAUAAUCUUUUAACGACAAAUAACGAUAAUGGGGAUAUAUCACCACCUUCGACCCCGACUUCUUCGACAGCGGCUAGUUCGAAUACAGCUUCCACCACCACAAAUUGCAUUUUUCAAUUGAAUUCAUCGCCCACUAAUAACAAUAAUGAUGCCCAUGAUAUAUUGGGCACCUUGAGUAAUUUGUAUGAUACCGAACUGGUGCAUGUUAUAGGCUGGGCCAAGAGUAUACCCGGUUUUGUGGAGCUGCAGUUAAGUGAUCAAAUGAAUCUGUUACAGGUCACCUGGCCAGAAAUAUUAACACUUCAAUUAAUAUUUCGUUCAUUGCCUUUUAAUGGUAAAUUAUGUUUUGCUUCCGAUCUUUGGAUGGACGAGCUAUUGGCCAAAGAAUGUGGCUACACAGAGUUCUAUUAUCAUUGCUUACAGGUGGCCCAACGUUUGGAACGCAUUUCGGUUAGACGUGAAGAAUAUUAUCUACUUAAAGCUUUGAUUUUAACCAAUUGUGAUAUCAAUUUGGAUGAUCAAUCCUCCUUAAGGGCAUUUCGUGAUUCCAUCUUAAAUUCUCUCAAUGAUGUGGUCUAUCUAUUGCGUCACAGUUCCGCUGUAUCGCAUCAACAACAACUGCUACUUUUACUGCCUGCCCUGAGACAAGCCGAUAGCAUAUUACGCAAUUUUUGGCGUAGCGUUAAAGCCAAAGGCUUAGUUACUCUAAAAAAGUUAUUUGCCGAAAUGUUAGAGCCGGUAUCACGGUGAGGUCUAACAAUUUCACAAUCUUAGCAUUUCGUUCAUCUAAAUAGUUGUAAAACUAAAAAAUAGUUAAAAUAUUAUUUGUUGAAUUUUAGUUUUUUUUUUUCAUUUUAAGUUUAAUGUGAAUUUAUUAUUUUAUUUUAAGCGAAAAGAUAUGAAGGAAAUCUUAUUUAAUUAAUAACUAAUGGCAGUGGUUAGAUUACCUCAGUUUUGCUGGAAA
Lucilia cuprina (Australian sheep blowfly) is the source of this 2464-nucleotide messenger RNA. RefSeq names its product steroid hormone receptor ERR2 (gene ERR). Gene Ontology annotation, biological process: regulation of DNA-templated transcription. Gene Ontology annotation, molecular function: zinc ion binding; nuclear steroid receptor activity; DNA-binding transcription factor activity. Gene Ontology annotation, cellular component: nucleus. NCBI's taxonomy places the organism in Eukaryota, Metazoa, Arthropoda, Insecta, Diptera, Calliphoridae. The coding region runs from base 649 to 2250 and encodes 533 amino acids. The record is from RefSeq and is a predicted model, not a curated record. The transcript is spliced from 3 exons.